AUGUUUUUUUUUUUUUUUCUUUUUUUCAUCUUUGCCCAAUGUUUUUUUUUUUUUUCAUCUUUCUUUUUUUUUCUUUCUUUUUUCUUUCUUUCUUUCUUUCUUUAUCUUUGCCCAAAUGUUUUCUUUCUUUCUUCUUCAUCUUUAACCAAUGUGUUUCUUUCUUUCUUUCUUUCUUUCUCUUUGCCCAAAUGUUUUCUUUCUUUCUUCUUCAUCUUUGCCCAAUGUGUUUCUUCUUUCUUUCUUUCUUUCUUUCUUUUUUUCUUUCUUUAUCUUUGCCCAAAUGUUUUCUUUCUUUCUUCUUCAUCUUUGCCCAAUGUGUUUCUUCUUUUUCUUUCUUUCUUUCUUUCUUUCUUUCUUUAUCUUUGCCCAAACGUUUUCUUUCUUUCUUCUUCAUCUUUAACCAAUGUGUUUCUUUCUUUCUUUCUUUCUUUCUUUCUUUACUUCUAUCUUUGUUCAGUAAUGCUUAUUUCUUUUUUCUUUCUUUCUUUUAAUUCCUUAUUUUAUCUAUUUUCAGUAUUUUUCUCUAUCUUCUUCUUCUUCCUCUUCUCGUUUUCAUAUCUCAUUUUCCAUAUAAUUUUCUUUCUUUUACUUUCUUUCUUUCUUUUUCUUCUUCUCUCACUUUAUUCUUUCUUUUUAUUAUUCCCUCAUCUCCUUUUCUUUAUUUAA
This is a messenger RNA of Acanthosepion pharaonis, 666 nucleotides long. The record is from the annotation of a GenBank genome assembly. Lineage: Eukaryota; Metazoa; Mollusca; Cephalopoda; Sepiida; Sepiidae.